UGUAGAAUCAUUCUUUUUCAGGGUAUUUAUGUUUUGGACUAUUUCUGGAAUGAAGCCUGGUAUUUGAAAACCAUUGAUAUCUGCCACGAUCACUUUGGAUGGUACUUGGGCUGGGGAGACUGCGUUUGGUUGCCUUACCUCUACACUCUGCAGGGCUUAUAUUUGGUUUACCACCCUGUGCAGCUCUGCACAGCUAAUGCCAUCGGGAUCUUGGCGUUGGGCUUGGCUGGCUAUUACAUCUUCAGAAUGACAAACCACCAGAAAGAUCUCUUCCGCCGUACCAAUGGCAACUGCAAGAUAUGGGGCAAGAAGCCCGACUACAUUGAGUGCUCCUACAUGUCUGUGGAUGGGACCAAGUACUACAGCAAGCUGCUGACCUCGGGGUUCUGGGGGUGGGCACGCCAUUUUAACUACACUGGAGAUCUGAUGGGCUCCCUGGCCUACUGUCUGACCUGUGGGUUUGAACACAUCUUGCCUUACUUCUACAUUGUUUAUAUGACUAUUCUGCUAACUCACCGUUGCAUUAGGGACGAACACCGUUGUUACAGCAAAUACGGGAAAGACUGGAAACGCUACACUGCUGCAGUGCCCUACCGGCUCAUACCAGGGCUGUUUUAAGGCUGACACAGAAGCUGAGGGAAAUAGACUUUCUUUUAAAUGAAAAGAGCUUAUUCGCACAGUUGAACUAACAAAAAUAUGUUGCAAAAGACACCACUCUCUGGGGAACGAAAGGUGCCUGGAAGACUAUCUUUAAUGUACUGAGGGAACGUAAACAGGCAGACUGUUUAAAGAAAAUGAAACGAGGCAGAGAAUUGGCCUUUUUAAUAGAUCUCCAGAAAGAUCUGUUUUACCAGGAAUGUAAGACUGCCGAGAUUUGUAAAACUGAAAUUGAUUUACCUUGGUUUAAAACCAGUGGGAACACGUAGCAAAAACUUCUGAUAAUUACUUGGAGCAGUAAAGAAGUUGAAAGUGUGGUAUUUCAAUACACUGACUUGGGACUAUUGCAGGGAGAAAAAUACCAAAGCCAAUGAGCAAGGUGCAACAGGCUGGGCACGCUCCA
Messenger RNA from Meleagris gallopavo (turkey), 1060 nucleotides. NCBI's taxonomy places the organism in Eukaryota, Metazoa, Chordata, Aves, Galliformes, Phasianidae. The record is from RefSeq and is a predicted model, not a curated record.